AUGAAAGAUUCCAUCACUCCAUUGGCAAGGUCGCAGCUGCAGAGUCAACUGGUCCGGUCGUCGGGCAGCAAGCUUGUCAAGGAGACUUGGAGAGGUUGGCUUGGUGGAAUCGCUAGGGGUGUUUUUAAGCAUCUGGAGAAGGUUAACGAAAUAGGCCGCCGGACUGGUGACAGGCCCCAAUCGUGGCAUUGCCAAAGAUCUUCAAGUAGCUCAUUACCCACUUCGUGGGGGCUGCAGCCGGUGCCGCCAAAGAAGUUGACGGAGCUGGAUCUGACUGGUCAAGGCGGCGAGCGAGACAUCGAUUCUAGACGCCAGGGGUGCCGUGCACAUCUGCUCGUUGUGCAUGCCCACGAGCGUGGCGUGCUCCUGGACGGUGGCGGCCCAUUGCGUGACGAACGAGUACCUCGGCGUGUGGGCGAUCUGGUGGGCUGA
This is a messenger RNA of Aspergillus tanneri, 432 nucleotides long. RefSeq lists its product as uncharacterized. The coding region runs from base 1 to 432 and encodes 143 amino acids. Lineage: Eukaryota; Fungi; Ascomycota; Eurotiomycetes; Eurotiales; Aspergillaceae. The record is from RefSeq and is a predicted model, not a curated record. The transcript has a single exon.